AUCAAUCCAAUAAAUAUGUCUCCCAGACAGAAACAUGUUUACCUCUUAGCCCUCUUCACAGUUUGUCACCAAGUUGGGCGAACAGCUGCCGUAUCUUGUGGCGACGAGUGGACCACCUUCGAAGAUUCAAAAUGUCUAAGGUUCUAUGAUAAUUUUGAAACUAAAGAUGUAGCAAUCCAGACGUGUGCAUCCAUACCAUCAGAACCGACUAACACGGCACGCCUUCUAUCCAUAAAAUCACAAUCGGAGCAGAAUUUUCUCAACACGUGGAUAUUUCAGGAUUUGGGGGUACUGAACAGCGUUUGGUUGGACGGAAAUCGAUUUAACGGCACUCAGUUCGUCUGGGCGGACGGGGACGCAAUGUCGUUCACAAAUUGGAACGACGGAUUUCCCACGAAUCAAACUGCCGACAAUCUCUGCAUUGAUAUGUCGCCCAAGGCGAAUUUAAUGGGACAGGGUGCCACUGAGGUUGGAAAGUGGAAAGACGUCUCCUGUUCGAAACGAAAUUUAGUCGUUUGUGAAAAGAAGCCAAUGUUGACCGAUAACCCGGUUCCGAUUGGAUUCAUCUAUGUCCAGCUGCCACUUCAUCCCUCACCACACACGGUGUGGCCAAGUGUCAUUUGGCGCGAUGUCUCGAGCAGUUACGCCGGGUUGUUCUUCCGGACCGAGGGUGGCACUGCCGCUGCUUUUGGGACAAUACAGGCUGAAAGCAGCAAUUAUCUUGGUUUCGUUGGUUUCCAAUACUCCCUCAACGAGUAUUCUCGAUCCAUUCUGGUUCCGAGUACAGGGUGGUCAAGCAUCAGUAAUGCAGGGUUUGCUCUACUGCAAUCUGAUAUGUAUGAGGGAUUAAACUUUCGAAAUACUGGAUCCGAGACUCGUCCACAAAAUAUGGCUGUACGAGUAUGGAUGAGAGUAUAGGUAGUAUAAAUAUAUACAAAUAUAUGUGCUCAUUGCUCUAAUAUAACCAACCAAUAGUCAAUUAUAAAAGUUAGAACUGAAAUUCCAUUAAUUGUUCCCAGUUACACUUUCUGUAACUUCUUAGUCGUUUUGGUAUGUAUUUAGGUAGCUCCAGGCUACGUUAUUUAAGACCUUGCCCCCAGGAUGUCUUUGAAACGUGCCCCUGCUAUGGUUUAAUUAAAGUGAUACAUAUUUAGUAAGUUAUUUCAUUCCUUAUUGGAUUAAAAAUAAAUAUACUCCAUAGUUUUAAUCACUGCUGACUUUUCUUUGUAAUUAAUUCAUACGUGUGCAAUACAUUAAUCGUAAUAAAAGAUUAUUCCAUGCA
This is a messenger RNA of Folsomia candida, 1282 nucleotides long. Its product is annotated as C-type lectin lectoxin-Lio2. Lineage: Eukaryota; Metazoa; Arthropoda; Collembola; Entomobryomorpha; Isotomidae. Gene Ontology annotation, molecular function: signaling receptor activity. The transcript is spliced from 4 exons. Bases 16 to 918 code for a protein of 300 amino acids. The record is from RefSeq and is a predicted model, not a curated record.